AUGGAAUUUGACGACGAAAUAAUCCAAAUGGGCUACGGCGCCCCUCCACCCCCAGCAUCAUCGCGCUCAAACAGCCGUCCACCUCCACGCGCACGCUACCAACCACCCCAAGAAUCCGUAAAACAAUUCUGGGAACAAUUCAACACAAAACACCCGGGGAAAGUAUACACAGUCCUCCCCGACAACCCGUACGCACGAACGCGCGCAAAGCGUGUUCCCAGCGGGCCUAUUAAAGGCCAUGAAGCUGUCAAAUCAUACGAGCAGGCUCGGCGGGAGUGCUUGAAAUCCGUUGAUCGGAUUGUCAAAGAAUGCGAGCGGGUUAACCAGAAGUAUACGGAUCCGCAUUUUGAUAUUGAGCUUGACUUGAAGUCUGGGCGGAGGCAUUAUCUUGAUGGGUUGGAUAAGCCUAAUGAGGAGAUGAGGCCUCGGGGUGUGAAGAGGGUUACUGAAAUCUUUGAGAAGCCCCAGUUCUAUGUGAAUGGGCCUACUGCUUCGGAUGUUCGUCAGGGAUGUGAUGGCGAUUGUUGGCUGAUGGCUGCUCUUUGUACUAUGGGUAACAAGGAGGAGCUUAUCGAGAAGAUUUGUGUUGCUCGCAAUGAGAUUGUUGGUAUUUAUGGGUUUGUUUUCUACCGAGAUGGCGAGUGGCAGCAGUGCAUCGUGGAUGACAAGCUAUAUCUGCGUGCUGCAGACUACGAUGAGUCCGUGGAUGAACGACCCAUCUGGGAUGACAUUAACCGCGUCGAUACCGAAGAGGAGUACCGACGAGUCUGGCAGACUGGCUCGCGGGCUCUGUACUUUGCGCAGUGCGUGGAUGAAAACGAGACUUGGUUGCCACUUCUUGAAAAGGCUUUUGCUAAAGCUCAUGGUGAUUAUUCUGCGAUCGAGGGUGGCUUUGUUGGUGAAGCCAUCGAAGAUCUUACUGGAGGCGUUACAUCCGAGGUUUUGUCCAGUAACAUCCUCAACAAGGACCGCUUCUGGACCGAGGAGCUGAUGAAGGUUAACGAUGAGUUCCUCUUUGGUUGUGGAACUGGUAUGUUCUCCAACUGGUUGGACCCUAAGUAUCGCGGUCCUCCCAGGGAUCGCAAGGGCAUUUCGGAGAAUCACUCUUAUUCUAUCAUGGAAGCUCGGGAGAUUGAUGGGCAUCGGCUGCUUAGACUCAGGAACCCCUGGGGCCGCAAGGAAUGGCAUGGUGCUUGGGGUGAUGGAUCCAAGGAAUGGACACCUGAGUGGAUGGAGCGUCUUGGGCACAAGUUUGGAAAUGACGGUUUUUUUUGGAUCUCUUACCGGGAUCUCCUCAAGAAGUACCAGCACUUUGACCGGACUCGUCUUUUUGGACCUGAGUGGAUUAUCACACAGCAAUGGACAACAUUGAAUGUACCCUGGUCUGCGGAUUAUCACAGUACCAAGUUUAUGAUGGACGUAACCAAGAGUGGUCCCGUUGUUAUUGUCCUCUCACAAUUGGAUACGCGUUACUUCAAGGGUCUGGCUGGCGAAUACAGCUUCGUGCUCAAGUUCCGCCUGCAAAAGGAAGACGAAGAGGACUACCUGGUGCGCAGCCACAGCAGCCAUUUCAUGGGCCGCUCCGUCAACGCCGAAAUCAGCCUCGACCCAGGCCGCUAUCACGUCCUGAUGAAACUAACAGCAUUCCGACACGAUGAUGAGCCAACAGAAGAAAUAGUCCGCCGCGUCGCCUCAACCAGACGUGAAAAGCUCGUCCAAGUGGGCCUUUCAUACGAUCUCGCCCACGCCAAGGGACUGAUCGGCCAAACAGAACAAGAAAAGCGCGAUCAAGAACAAUUCAACAUAGCUAAGACCAAGAAGCUACACGAAGAAAUCAAGAAAAAGAUGCAAAAGAACUGGAUCCGCAAUCAGAAAAUGGCUGCUCGACACGAUCGUCAAGAGAGCAUAGCUGCCAUGCGUGCCACUCGCACUCCCAACGGCAGCUCGUUUGACCGCAGCCCCGAGCGCAGCCCAACCCCAACGCAGAUCCUCGCCGAUGGUCUUGUGAAUCAAUCUCCUACCGAUAUCGCAAGUGUCGCAAGUGAUAGCAGCGACCGACGCGUCCCAUAUACGAACGGCUCCGUGCCAACAAUCCAUGUGAACGGCAGCAAAGGCCUGCACGAGAGACAUGCCGGCAGGAAUGGCAUGAGGAGAACCGAAUCGCCACGUCCAAGUCUGGAUAGUCGCGUUUCGGCAGAUAUGCUCGAUCCCAGUGAUCUGGAGCUGCUGGAAGGGUUCGAAUUCGAUAGCGAUCUCGAUGUACCUGCAGAAGAGGGCGAUGCAAAGUGCCACCCACCUAUGAUGGGCCAGGAUGAACCUGCUGUUGACCCGUGGAAUGCUGUUUGUGUUGUUGGUCUGCGUGUUUACUCUAUGGAUCCCAUGCUCAGUUUGCAGGUUAUGCAUCCAGUUCCUGAGGAUGAUACUGAGGCUCCUUUGGACCGGGAUGAUCCUGCUGUAUCGGCAACUACUCUUCAGAGGGAUUCCUAUUCUUGGAAGGAUUCUUGGAGUAGUCAGCUUCCCUUUUGA
Messenger RNA from Penicillium antarcticum, 2526 nucleotides. RefSeq lists its product as uncharacterized. The record is from RefSeq and is a predicted model, not a curated record. Gene Ontology annotation, molecular function: calcium-dependent cysteine-type endopeptidase activity. Bases 1 to 2526 code for a protein of 841 amino acids. The transcript has 6 exons. Gene Ontology annotation, biological process: proteolysis. Lineage: Eukaryota; Fungi; Ascomycota; Eurotiomycetes; Eurotiales; Aspergillaceae. Gene Ontology annotation, cellular component: cytoplasm.